This is a messenger RNA of Sorghum bicolor (sorghum), 1378 nucleotides long. RefSeq names its product BEL1-like homeodomain protein 11. Bases 109 to 1179 code for a protein of 356 amino acids. Lineage: Eukaryota; Viridiplantae; Streptophyta; Magnoliopsida; Poales; Poaceae. Gene Ontology annotation, biological process: regulation of transcription by RNA polymerase II. The transcript is spliced from 4 exons. Gene Ontology annotation, molecular function: RNA polymerase II cis-regulatory region sequence-specific DNA binding; DNA-binding transcription factor activity, RNA polymerase II-specific. The record is from RefSeq and is a predicted model, not a curated record.
GCUUUGUUUCUGAUAACUUUCUGCCGUUUGGGAUGUCUGCGGAAUUAAUGUCUCAGGAUACCACUUCAUAAAUAGGCGUCCGUGCCGUGGUGUACUCCGUAGCUACCAAUGGUCAUGGCGAAGCAGCAGCAGCAUGACAAGGGGUCGCCAAAGCAAGCUCGCAACGAGCCCGCGCCACCCCCACAGCCGGCGCCGUUCCGGUUGGAGCAUUGCUGCCACUGCGACGGUGCCCACGGUCAGGCCGACGACGGGCCCAACGGUGCUGGCCCACUGCACCUGACUCUCGGCCCGGCCGCCGACCGCCGCCGCCGCUGCUCGUGCGGUGUCGCGCCGGCGCCGGCGGCGCCCGUGACUGUCGCCGUGCUCCGCGGGUCCCGGUACCUGAGGCCGGCGCAGGAGCUGCUGGGCGACGUCGUGCGCGUGGCCGACCUGGCGGCUGGCGACGACGAGGACGAGGAUCAGGCUGAUGCGGACCGGCUCGAGGGCGGUGGUCGUCACCGGUCGCUGCGUCGGGCCGCCGGGAACGACGGCGACGGCGUCCAGGACAAGCUCCUCGGCCUGCUCAGCGAGCUGGAGAGCCGGCGGGAGCGCUACUUCGGCGAGCUGGGGCGCGUGGUGUCGUCGUUCGAGCCGGCGCUGGGCGACGGCGCGGCGGCGGCGUACACGUCGCUGAUGGCGCGGGCCAUGGCGCGCCACUUCGGCAACCUGCGCCGCGCCAUACUGCGCAGGCUCAGGCUCCACGCCGCCGCCGCGGCGAGGAGGUCUCUGCGGCGUGGCGUCGAGGCCGGGGACCACGACCACGACGAGGACGAGGACGAGGAUGGGGACGAGGAGGUGACCGAGGAGCUGGUGGAGAGGGUGGCCCGGCGGACGAAGCUGGCCGCGGCGGCGCGGGCGGAGCAGGCGUCGUGGCGGCCGCUCCGUGGCCUGCCCGACGGCUCCGUGGCCGUGCUCCGGGCGUGGCUCUUCGACCAUUUCCUCCACCCGUACCCCGACGACGGUGAGAAGCUGAGGCUGGCGGUGACCACCGGCUUAAGCAGGCGCCAGAUAUCCAACUGGUUCAUCAACGCGCGCGUGCGGCUGUGGAAGCCCAUGAUCGAGGAGAUGUACCAGGACGAGUUCACCGAGGGUUCCGCCGUCUCCAGGGACGACGACGCCAGCGCCUCCUCCUCUUCUUGAUCACAGAGCGGCGUUUAUUUGUCUGGUCUAGCUACUAGUUCAUCAUUUGUUCCUUUUUUUUUAAAAAAAAAGAAAUGGUUGCCUUCCGUUAAAAGAUGUCAAGUUUAGCGAUGUACCAUUAAAGGAUCACUUGUUUGCUUUAUGACACCGAAAGGUCGUAACGUUAUUCGUUUAUAUUAUAUACUAGUACUUCCGUCAA